ACGGCUGCCCCUUGCCUCAUCUUCGCCUCCACGGUGGAAAGGCUGGGGCCGCGGGGCAGGGAAGAAAGGUUAUCUGUGCUUGUUGGACAAACAGAGAGGAGAUUAUAAAGCACGCCCGGUGGAGGGCUCCAUGCAUUCUGCAAGCCGCCCUGGGGUGCAGCUCAGCUGGACAUGGGACCACGGGACGCCCAGCUCCUGGCAGCGCUCCUUGUCCUGGGGCUCUGUGCCCUGGCAGGGGCCGAGAAACCCUCCCCCUGCCAGUGCUCCAGGAUAAGUCCUCAUAACAGGAAGAACUGCGGCUUCCCAGGGAUCACCAGUGACCAGUGCUUUGACAAUGGAUGCUGUUUCGACUCCACUGUCGCUGGGGUCCCCUGGUGUUUCCACCCCCUCCCGAAGCAAGAGUCGGAGCAGUGCGUCAUGGAGGUCUCUGCCCGAAGAAACUGUGGCUACCCAGGCAUCAGCCCUGAGGAGUGCGCCUCUCGGAAGUGCUGCUUCUCCAACCUCAUCUUUGAAGUGCCCUGGUGCUUCUUCCCGAAGUCUGUGGAAGACUGCCAUUACUGAGAGCCGCUGGCUCCAGCGAAUACAUCAGGCUCACCGGGUGUUCCGAAACAAAAGGGGAAGCUUCACCGUCUGUCAGCUUCAUAGCUCAUGAAAUCCCGGGCUGUCUGAAUCGUCUUUUUAUCCUUUCAAUGGCCUAAUGUACAAUUUCUUUAAAUAAAACUCUUAAAAUCUGCUA
Sapajus apella (tufted capuchin) is the source of this 736-nucleotide messenger RNA. It is a transcript of the gene TFF2, whose product is annotated as trefoil factor 2. The transcript has 4 exons. The record is from RefSeq and is a predicted model, not a curated record. NCBI's taxonomy places the organism in Eukaryota, Metazoa, Chordata, Mammalia, Primates, Cebidae. Gene Ontology annotation, biological process: chemokine-mediated signaling pathway; maintenance of gastrointestinal epithelium; negative regulation of gastric acid secretion. The coding region runs from base 172 to 561 and encodes 129 amino acids. Gene Ontology annotation, molecular function: CXCR4 chemokine receptor binding.